Messenger RNA from Monodelphis domestica (gray short-tailed opossum), 1081 nucleotides. It is a transcript of the gene C2H17orf107, whose product is annotated as chromosome 2 C17orf107 homolog. Lineage: Eukaryota; Metazoa; Chordata; Mammalia; Didelphimorphia; Didelphidae. The record is from RefSeq and is a predicted model, not a curated record.
UUGAACCCAAGGCAAGGAGAGGGGGAGAAGGAUGGUGACGUCACCAUCCUGCCCCGCCCCAAUACGUUAGUUUGCGACUAAAUUAGAACCCCUUUCCGCCAACUCGAUACCAAGAACUUGAAACAACUUUCUGAAAGCCACCUGCCAGGUGGGACAGAUCUACGUCACUAACACCGUCAGGUGCCCUCUUUCUUCCCUCACAAUGCAGUGCUCUUCUGUUUCGGGAUAGGCUACUAAGUGAUAGUUCAGAAGUUGGGAAUUUUGGGAAUUUCUACCCACCUGUUCCUUAAGGACUUGGCAGGCCCAUUUCCUAGCAGCUUCUACCACGUGAGAAUCGCAGAAUUCCCUUACAUCCCCGCGCAAAGGAACACCUUACCUAUGAAAGUGUCCUCAGGUUCCCUGGACACUCUGCUAUGGGUCUAUCACUACCACAGCUCCACGGAGGUGGCCCUCCAGCCCCCACUUAUAUGCUCCCUGGAGUUGGCCUUGUCGGCAGCCCAUGAAUAUUUGGAGAUCGGGCUAGAGAAACUGAAGCCUCGGGGGCCUGGAGACCAGAACAGGGAGGCAGGGGAGCUGCCAGAGCGGGAAGGAGUAAAGACAGAGGCACACAGCUUCCCAACCACUCCAGAAGCUUCCCUGGGGCUGGUCCUGAGAGAGGCUGUGGGAAGUGCUUUGAGCUUUGGAACUACCUUGAUGCAGAUCUCAGCCCUAUGGCUAAAGCUGGAGAUUCGGCGCCUCUGUGGCUGCAGUGGCCCAGGCCACAACCAGAGCUUGGGGAACCCCGGGCGCGCGCUGUCCCGCUUGGCGUUGGCUGCAGGGCGGGGCGUGAAGGAGGUGGGAACCUUGGCCAAAACUAGCGCGCAGCUCCUCCUCAAUGGGGCAUGGUUCUGUCUGCCUGGACGCAACGUGGAUGCCUACAGCCCCAGAAAGAAGGCUUCGCCCCUAUGGCCUUGGCCCUUUGGCUGGGGUGGCGAGAAACGCCAGGAACCCUCCGGAGGACUCGAGAUGAAAUAGAGGUGGUGAAACCUAUCUGGGCAACUGUAGAUCCACCACCGACGCAAAUAAAGCUGGGAGGAAAGCA